Molecule: messenger RNA, 945 nt
Organism: Penicillium roqueforti
Lineage: Eukaryota; Fungi; Ascomycota; Eurotiomycetes; Eurotiales; Aspergillaceae
Exons: 4
Coding region: 1-945 (314 amino acids)
Source: RefSeq, a predicted model, not a curated record
AUGAGCGGUAGUGCCGAGCGUAUGGAGGGCGUGCCUGGUGCCGAGAAGUCCACCGGCGAAGCAAUGAUCGCCACAGAGAUUUUACCAAAGGAGCGUCAUAAGCUCCUCCGCCAGCUCAGAUCGUCGGUCCGGAAGUUCCUCGACGAGAGGAUCGACAAACAACAGCUGAAGACUGCAACUGAUAAGGUCGAGGGCCAGAUGAAACGCUACGACAGUGUCCCAGUCUCAGACCUGACCUUGAAGGAGGUUGAAAGGUCUCUUCGGCUCGAAUACGAUGCCUAUGACCUGGAGAUGAAGAAUGUUCAGCCGCUCGCCCUACCCCCCCACCUCGUCACCACAUUGGCUCUUAUUGAACAGGCAUUUGGUCGCUCGCGACCCACUGAAGCUAGAACUCGGUGGUUUAUUGAUGCUGUCACCCUCAAUGCGUACACGACUGCCACUUCGAAUCUCACAAAUGCCCAGCCAUUGAAUGUUCAAUGCGAGAGGGCCUAUUCUUUCGGCCCGGUGACUCUUAAUCAUAAGCGGGUUGUUUUCUCAGGAAGAAUGGACUAUAGUGUCUGGUAUGGUGAGAGCGAGGGCUUGUGCCUUAACGUCCUCAUCGUUGAGGCUAAGGGCGGAGCGAAGUCCAAGGAUCCAAUCCCCCAACUCCUGGGAUAUAUGGGGUGUAUCCACCGGGGACGCAAGAAUGACCAGAAGCGCAACUGUGGUGUUUACGGGAUGGCGUAUACUGGAUCAGUUUGGCAUUUUCUAAAAAUCAGUCACGAUUCGAAGUGGUCGGAAUUUGCUGUUGUCGGUCGUCAGGCAGCUCUGGAGCAGCCGUUCGGGUUGCUGGUAUGGAUGCUCCGGAAGGCAGCUACCAUCUCCCCAGCCCAUUCAAAGGAGACCUCAGCAGAAACCUACAGUGGGGUGGGGUCCGAAGAGAUGAAUAUGGAUCUCAACCCUUGA